Messenger RNA from Arthroderma uncinatum, 4317 nucleotides. RefSeq lists its product as uncharacterized. Gene Ontology annotation, cellular component: intracellular anatomical structure. The coding region runs from base 1 to 4317 and encodes 1438 amino acids. NCBI's taxonomy places the organism in Eukaryota, Fungi, Ascomycota, Eurotiomycetes, Onygenales, Arthrodermataceae. Gene Ontology annotation, molecular function: RNA binding; ATP binding. The transcript is spliced from 9 exons. The record is from RefSeq and is a predicted model, not a curated record.
AUGGCGCCCAAUAAGAAGAAGAAAAAAGCAGCCUCUAACCCGGCUCGAGGGUUUGCAACUGUCUCCGUGCCAUCCAAGGUGAAGCCGGCGAGCUCUACUGAGCCAGUAGAGCCCGAAGGACCUGCCAGCUCGGAAAAUCUACCAGAUAAACAACAGGCCGCAGAAGCUUCUCAGAAUACAACUGCUACUCUGCCGGCCAGCCACACGCCGGAGCUGCAUGAGUUAACCCCUGAGGAGCUAGAGCGGCACCUGGAAGAGGCAGAACUGCAGGCUAUCGUCGACAAGCAUGGCGUAAAGUGCAAGGGGGAUGCUGCUCGCUACUCUAUCAAGCUGACAGCCGAGAAACGCCUACUACGGCCCCAGGCAACGCCGCUUAACCACACCAGCGAAUGGCUCUCGUCGGACCUACUGGAGAAAAUCCUCGAGAAAGAGAAAAUAGGCGCAAAAAAACAGCCUGUCCAGGCAAAUAGGACAGAGUUUAAUGGACAGCUCACUCUUUCUGCGGAAGAAAACGUGUGUGUUAACAUGUGGAUCGUUCGUCUUACUCUCCUAGAACUCGGUUUCCAGGAGACGGAUAUUGACGAGGCGUUGAAUAAUCUGCUUCUCCAUGGCCCAUUGGAAAGAAUAUCUGGGAAGGAUCCCAUCCCAGUCUUGGACCAAGCAUUCUACUACCUAGCGCUUUACUUGGACAAGGAUAAUCUAGCUGCAUACGAUGACAACAAGCCGUUAGAAAAAGCAGGUAGGGUUAUCACUGUUGGAGAAGAUGCUAUCAGUAUACUGUCAGAUAAAACUGGAUCAAGGAAUUCCAGUCCUGCAGGCCAGUUGCGAAAUACCACACCCGGUAAAUCCACAGAUGCAACUCCCAGGUCUAUCUCACGCCCCCUAAGCCCAGAAUCUGAAGAAGAUAGUAGUCUUCAUGACCCGGAAAUGCUGCUUCCAGAAUUUCUUAGCCUUCGAUCACGACUCUAUGAACUGGACCCUGGUAUAUUUGAUAAAACAAAUGUCAAAAAGGCUUCGAGGCAGGAUUCUAAACAGACACAAGACCUAAGUCAUGAUCCUGCUAUCGCUAAGCUAAAAAGAAAACUUGCCCGCAUUGAACGAGAUGUUUUGUUUGACUUGCGCGAAGCAGAAGAGCACUGGAUAGGAAGACUAAAAGAAUUGAGACGAGCGACUGGAGAGAAUCUGAGGAAGGCAUAUGACUCGCAGGCAGCUUCUCCUGGCCUCCUGGGCACAGAGCCUGAUGAUUCUCCACCAAAUCCCAUCGAACCCGAGGAGGACGAAGGACUCUUCGGUGAAAUGUUUACAUCGGAACUGAAUGAUACUGGUAGUAACUCGCUACCUGGGACUGGAAACACUACCACCAAGUUGAGAGAUUUCGGAAAAUCAGUAGGGGUUAAUCCACGAAAGGCUUUGGAGGAUGCCUGUAGAGCCAGAGACACCAAUUAUAGGCUUGCCUACCAUACGCUCUCUGCCUGUGCGUUCUCGCAUCGCAAAGCGGUGGAAAUAAAGUGGUCAAAAGACCAAGAUAUCAUGUUUGAAGCACCGCUCAAGGACACCUCGUACAACAUUUCUCCCCGGUCGUUGGCAUUUUAUAUGACCGGCCUAAGCGCUGCUUCAGCUCCACAGGCCGAAUCAUACAUUUCAACCGUUGCCUUGUUUGUAUUAUCUUCUCACGCGUGGAAGGAGAGCAAGGCAUCCAUGAAGCUCACAGGUGUAUGGAAAGAUGUCUGGGAUGAAGUGGCUCAAGAAAAGAAAGAGUAUAAUGACAAUGCCGAUAGACACGCCGUUAAGGCUAUUAAGGGCUACCUACAAGCUUACGAAUCUCACCUCGAAGAAGACGUUGUCCUUGUCCACAACUUUAGACAGCGGAACGGUACUGGAGAUGUUACUCCAUCAAAUGAGACUGUACAGCGAAAGCAUAACCAAGCUUCAUUUUCACCUGACCUCCAAAGACUCUGGGCCAAUCGAAGUUCGACUCCUAACUUCCAAAGGAUGGCAGAAUCAAGGGCAGGUCUUCCAAUAUGGUCCUUCAGAGAUCAAGUUAUUGACGCCCUCUCUGAAAAUCAAACAAUUAUAAUCUGUGGAGAAACUGGAAGUGGAAAGAGUACACAGGUCCCUUCAUUUAUACUUGAGAAUGAGCUAGCAUCGGGGCGAGAGUGCAAGAUAUAUAUCACGGAGCCUCGACGUAUAUCUGCGAUUUCGCUGGCAAGAAGGGUCAGCGAGGAACUUGGUGAAAACAAAAAUGAUAUUGGCACAAACCGGUCACUUGUUGGAUAUGCCAUCCGUUUAGAGAGCAAAUUCACGGCUUCCACACGACUAAUUUUUGCGACAACUGGUAUUGUUAUCAGGAUGUUAGAACGACCCCAGGAUUUCGAUAACGUCACUCAUUUAGUUUUGGAUGAGGUCCAUGAACGUACAAUUGAUGGCGAUUUCCUUUUAAUCGUCCUCCGUCGAUUGCUUGACACUCGAGCUGAUCUGAAACUGGUUCUAAUGUCUGCGACCGUUGAUGCUAAACGCUUUUCUGAUUACCUCAACGGUGCCCCUAUUUUGAAUAUUCCAGGUCGCAUGUACCCCGUGAGAACCAAGUAUCUGGAAGAUGCCAUUGAGCUAACCCACCAUCGGCCCGAUAAUGACGAAUCGUAUACCGAUGACACGGAUACUUCAGAAGACGAAAAGGCAUCGACCCCAGAAGAUAGCACCACGUUGAAAUCAACCCUUGCUAGCUACAGCAAACAAACUCAAGCCACCGUCCUAUCAUUUGACGAAUAUCGUUUGGACUAUAAACUUAUCACUGAUCUACUUUCAAAGAUUGCAACUCACUCAGAGCUACGAGACUUCAGUAAAGCGAUCUUGGUAUUCAUGCCAGGUCUCGCUGAAAUCCGCCGGCUACAUGACGAAAUACUCUCCAUUCCGAUGUUCCAAAGCGGCUGGGUUAUCUAUAGCUUACAUUCGUCGAUUGCAAGUGAGGACCAAGAAAGAGCUUUCGUGGUCCCUCCACAUGGCGUGCGAAAGGUAGUGAUUGCUACAAAUAUUGCAGAGACGGGUAUCACCAUUCCUGACAUCACAGCUGUCAUUGAUACUGGCAAGGAGAAAGUUAUGCGUUUUGAUGAACGCCGCCAGAUUUCGAAAUUAGUUGAGGUAUUUGUUGCCCGUGCUAAUGCAAAACAGCGUCGUGGCAGAGCAGGACGAGUCCAAGAAGGAAUCUGCUUCCAUUUAUUCUCGAAGUACAGGCAUGACAAACUUCUUGCGGACCAACAAAUGCCGGAAAUGCUUCGCCUUUCGCUCCAGGACCUCAUCCUUCGAGUAAAAAUAUGCAACUUAGGUGACAUUGAAGGCACGCUCUCUGAAGCUCUAGAUCCCCCGUCUUCGAAAAACAUCCGACGAGCUAUUGAGUCUCUUAAAACGGUGAAAGCUCUUACAGGAACCGAGGCAUUAACGCCUCUAGGGAAACAAUUAGCCAAGCUACCGUUAGAUGUGUUCCUAGGCAAGCUUAUCCUAUAUGGGGCUUUCUUCAAAUGUGUGGAUGCAGCUGUCAGCAUUGCAGCGAUAUUAUCUAGCAAAUCUCCUUUCCUAAACGAUGCCAAUCGGAGAAGUCAGAUUGAAGCUUCAAGAAAAGCGUUUGAAAGGGUUUACAACGCCUACUGUGCAUGGAAGAAACAUCGAGCAGAGAAAAACGAGUUCAGUUUCUGCAGGAAAAACCAUCUUAGCCCUCAAGCCCUGCUGAACAUUGAAGACGUCAAAACUCAGCUUCUGGUGUCUGUAGUGGAUACAGGCCUGGUGAAGUUGAACAGCGAGGACCAGUUGGCCUUGAAUAGUAGUAACGAUACGAUCGUGAACUCGGUGAUUGCCUGGAGUUUCCAUCCGAGGCUCCUCACUCGACAUGGCAAAGGAUGGAGGAACGUCAGCAACAACCAAGCGGUCGUCCUCCAUUCAGCCUCCGUGAACAAGCACACCGAAAACCCGCUGACAUGGCUAUCAUACUAUCACAUCAUGCAGUCUCGGAACAGAAACUACAACGCACACGAGACUAGUGCUGUAGAGGAGCUCGCAAUUGUACUGUGUUGUGGGGACGUAGAAUUCAAGAUGUACGCCGGGAUUAUCUCCCUUGAUGGUAAUCGCGUCAGAUUCAAAGUACGCGAUUGGAAGACGAUGCUAGCCCUUAGAGUGUUGAGUACCAGAAUCAGAGAAGUGAUUGCUCAGGCGCUCAAAACCCCGAAGAAAGAACUCUCCUCGGACCAUAAGCAGUGGCUCGAUCUAUUUUUACAAGUUCUUGCGGUGAAAAAGAAGCCGGAAAAUUUAGAAUACACGAUGAUGUGA